AUGUCAUUAGAAAGUCCAACAAAAUCACCAACACCAAAACAUCGUUAUAAUUCUCAUUUAAAUGGAGAUUUAGAUUCUCUCUCUUCUACUACAACAUCAUCAAUGACACCUGUAACUAAAAAUGGUAUUGGAGCUAUUGAAAAUUUAUUAUCUUAUUCGUCGACUAAUCGUUAUAAUUCUGUUAUAAAUAAAUAUAAAAAUUUAACAACAACAUCAACAUCAACAGAUUAUGGAUUAAAAUCAAUAUCAAAUGGAACAAUAACAAAUAGUACAAUGACCAAUAGUGCAUUAGAUCCACAAUGUUAUUUAUCAUCAAAAUAUCGUCGUGGUGAAAGCUAUUUACGCACAACGACUCCAACUGCUAGUUCCUCAUCGUCAAUCACAACACCUGUUAAAACUACAACAAUCACUCCUGUUCAUCAGCAUACCUCAGUAACAAAUGGUAAUAAUACCGAUUCAUCGCCAUCAUUAAUUUCACCUACAAGUACAUCAUCGUCAUUGAAUGGUAGUUCAGCUCCUUCUAGUGCUCCUCCUCCGCCGCCUCCUCCUCCUCUACCACCAUCAGUACAUGUAACAAAUGGAUUGUCGCGUCCAUCUCUUCAAGAAAUUCAUCAAUCACCCGUUCUUCAUAGUUCACUAUCUCAUACAACAACAUCGAACGGUGAUUAUAGAUCUACAUUGUAUCCAUCAAUUUUAAAUAAUCAAAAUGGCCCAUUAUCAUCAACACCAAUUCCACCUCCACCACCUGCUUAUUCAUCCAAUUCGACUCUAUCGAGAUUAGUUCAGCAGAGAGAUGAAUCUAGACGAAAAGAAUCAGAAAGUUCUAAUUCAACAACGACUACGAAAACUCUCGUUCAUGAGCAACAAUCUCAACAUCCGCAACAACAGAGAAUACGAGAAAUUAGCAGUAAUGUAGGAUUUGUAUCACUACCGGAUCAAGUACAUCGUCGUGCUGUUAAACGUGGAUUUGAAUUUAAUCUUAUGGUUAUUGGUCAAUCUGGUUUGGGUAAAUCAACAUUUAUCAAUACACUAUUUCAAACUGAAUUAUAUGGUCAAGAUUUUCCAUCUACUAUUCAUCGUAAAAAGAAGACCGUGUCCAUUGAUUCAUCAAGUAUUAUUUUAAAAGAAAAAGGUGUCCAAUUGCGUCUAACAAUUGUGGAUACACCUGGCUUUGGAGAUGCUGUUGAUAAUAGUAAUUGUCUUCAGCCACUUGAUAUCGAAUUUAUGAAACGAUUACAUGAUCGUGUUAAUAUUAUUCCAGUUAUAGCCAAAGCAGAUACUUUGACAUCCGAUGAACUGAGAAUAUUUAAAAAAUCAAUAUUACAAGAUAUUCAUAAUGAAAAAAUUAAAUUAUAUGAGUUUCCAGAUUGUGACGAUGAUGAAGAAAAUAAACUAACAAAAGCAUACAAAGAAAAAGUUCCAUUUGCAGUUGUGGGAAGUAACAUUAUAUUGGAACGAGGAAGUAAACGAGCGAGAGUUAGACAAUACGCAUGGGGAGUUGUAGAUGUUGAAGAUGAAGCACACAGUGAUUUUAUUGCAUUGAGGAGUAUGCUUAUUCGAACAAAUUUAAACGAUUUGCGUGAUGUUACUCAUAAUAUUCACUAUGAAAAUUAUCGUUAUAAAAAGUUAAGUCAUUCGACCAGUAGUAAUACUACUGGUAGUGAUUCAGCUAAAGCGGGAUCAAACAAAUCAUUGCAAUCGAAUAAGAAUUUUUUUUCUCAAUUAGAAGAUGAUCGUGCUGAAACAGAAUUACGUUUAGAAAAAAUGAGUCGCGAUAUGGAAGCUGUAUACCAAGCGAAAGUAACAGAAAAAUUACAAAAAUUAGAAGAAAGUAAACAAAAUGUCUUAAAAACUCAAGAGUCCUAUCGUCAAAGUUUACAACAAGAGGAUGAACGUUUAAGUUCUAAACGAGAAGAAUUCGAAAGACAACGACGAGAAUGGGAUGAAAGUUCAAAAACAUUUGAAUCAAGUGGAUCAUUAACGUAUGUUUAG
Didymodactylos carnosus is the source of this 1992-nucleotide messenger RNA. The record is from the annotation of a GenBank genome assembly. NCBI's taxonomy places the organism in Eukaryota, Metazoa, Rotifera, Eurotatoria, Philodinida, Philodinidae.